CGCUGGAUUGACGCACCCGGUGGUCCCACGAGUGUGCACCCGACUCUCCGGCCCCCACCUCUGAGGAGCCCCGCUGAGCGCGCGUCACAAGGGGAGGCACAGAGUCCAAGGUCCUUUUACUGUCGGAGGAUGGACAGAUCCUAGCAGAAGCAGAUGGACUGAGCACAAACCACUGGCUGAUCGGAACAGAUAAGUGUGUGGAGAGGAUCAAUGAGAUGGUGAACAGGGCCAAACAGAAAGCAGGCGUGGAUCCUCUGGUACCCCUGCGAAGCUUGGGCCUGUCCCUGAGCGGUGGGGAGCAGGAGGACGCUGUGAGGAUCCUGAUGGAGGAACUGAGGGACCGCUAUCCCUACCUGAGUGAAAGCUACUUAAUCACCACUGAUGCAGCCGGCUCCAUCGCCACAGCUACCUCGGAUGGUGGGAUCGUGCUCAUCUCUGGGACGGGCUCCAACUGCAGGCUCAUCAACCCUGAUGGCUCUGAGAGUGGCUGCGGUGGCUGGGGCCACAUGAUGGGAGACGAGGGCUCAGCCUACUGGAUUGCACAUCAAGCAGUGAAAAUAGUGUUUGACUCCAUCGAUAACUUAGAAGCGGCUCCUCAUGAUAUUGGCUAUGUCAAGCAGGCCAUGUUCAACUAUUUCCAGGUGCCAGAUCGGCUAGGAAUCCUCACCCACCUGUAUAGGGACUUUGAUAAAUCCAGGUUUGCUGGGUUUUGCCGGAAAAUUGCAGAAGGUACUGGUGGUGCACAGCAGGGAGACCCUCUUUCCCGUUACAUCUUCAGGAAGGCUGGGGAAAUGCUGGGCAGACAUGUUGUAGCAGUGUUGCCUGAGAUUGACCCGGUCUUGUUCCAAGGGGAGAUUGGCCUUCCCAUCCUAUGUGUGGGCUCUGUGUGGAAGAGCUGGGAGCUGCUCAAGGAAGGUUUCCUUUUGGCACUGACCCAGGGCCGAGAAAUCCAGGCUCAGAAUUCCUUCUCCAGCUUCACCCUGAUGAAACUGAGGCACUCCUCCGCCCUAGGGGGGGCCAGCCUAGGGGCCAGGCACAUUGGGCACCUUCUCCCCAUGGACUACAAUGCCAAUGCCAUUGCCUUCUAUUCCUACACCUUCUCCUAGGGGGCUGGCCCUGGCUCCACCUACUCCAAGCUCAGUGGACAUUGGGUGUGGAAGGGAGGGGUCUUCUUUUUCCUUUUUUAAAUAACACAUAUAGAGGAAAAUAAAUGCACUUUACCCUAUUCUCCAGCUGGAUUGUGUUAUCAAGCAGUCUUGCUAUUUACAUGGUCUCCAUGUGCAGCCUCACAGUAUACUUCCAGCCGUUAUCCCAGGGGGCUCAGGAAUGGUUUUGUCCCAGAUUUAAAGCCACACCUCCAGGUGCUCAGUCUGUGGUUUAUACCCAGUCAUCAUGCUCUUGGACUGACAAUUUAUGCAACCCAGAAUAUCCCCAUUAGCAUACCAUAUCCCAUACAUACCAUGUAUGCUGUAUUGACUGCCAGUUAACCAGUGACCUGUUUUCUCCUGCCUCACAAGUCAGUGGAGCUCAGUGGUCUCCAUGUGCAGCCUCACAGAAAGUAACCUUAGGUAUAUCAUACCUUUUUCUGAGACUCCCAAUAGGUUUUAAGGGCCAUACAAUUCCAAUCUUGGAGAGUUUUUAUUUCAUUGGAUUUGGUAGUCGUAGGUAAGCAGGAUGUUUUGCUGUUUCUCAUAUGAAUGAAUUCUUGAGAGUUUAUGAGGAUUCCUGAGAUCCAAAAAGGCCCAAUUAGGCUUAAGUAGGUGGCUUACCUACCUAUUCCUGGUUCUAGUUACAGCAUGACAGUUUUGUGUUUGCCUUGUGGAUCUAGGAAUGAUCAGCAUCUGUAAAGAGCAGAUAUUCCUGUCCUCUGGAUUCUGGAGUUUGAUCAGCUUCCUGUUCUGCUGCUUGUGCUGCUUAAAAAUCAAAGAUAGGUUUUGUUGUUGUUGUUUUUGGGUUUUUUUGAGGUACUGGGGUUUGAACUCGGUAGGUUUUGUUGUUUUUGGGUUUU
Castor canadensis (American beaver) is the source of this 2008-nucleotide messenger RNA. RefSeq names its product N-acetylglucosamine kinase (gene Nagk). Gene Ontology annotation, molecular function: N-acetylglucosamine kinase activity. Lineage: Eukaryota; Metazoa; Chordata; Mammalia; Rodentia; Castoridae. The record is from RefSeq and is a predicted model, not a curated record.